Fragaria vesca subsp. vesca is the source of this 1850-nucleotide messenger RNA. Its product is annotated as pentatricopeptide repeat-containing protein At1g71060, mitochondrial-like. Gene Ontology annotation, molecular function: protein binding. Lineage: Eukaryota; Viridiplantae; Streptophyta; Magnoliopsida; Rosales; Rosaceae. The record is from RefSeq and is a predicted model, not a curated record. The transcript has a single exon. The coding region runs from base 1 to 1548 and encodes 515 amino acids.
AUGGGUUCCUCUCGAUUUCUCAAGCUUUUACUAAACCCAUCCCAAAACCCCUUCUUUCGUUUCUCAAAUUCUCAAACUAGAUUACCCACAAACCUUGAUCCCAGUCUUAGUUUCUACAGAACAAUCCAUGGCACUCUGUACAAAACCCAAGUGCUUGAUGAGGCCAACACCCACCACAUCACCUUUGAGGCUGAGAAAAUCAGCAAAAUUCUAUCCACCCCCAACUCCAAUUCUCCCAUUGAUAGCUUACUCGCCGGCGCCUCAGUCAAGGUGUCUCCAACACUCGUCGUUGAGGUCUUGAAGAAGCUCAACAACGCCGGCGCUCUCGCUCUCUCGUUUUUCCGGUGGGCCCAGAAGCAAAAGGGGUUCAAGCAUUGCACGGAGAGCUACAAUGCUCUGAUUGAAGCUCUAGGGAAGAUCAAGCAGUUCAAGAUAAUAUGGGAUUUGGUGAAUGAAAUGAACAACGAAGGCCUGCUCAGCAAAGACACUUUCGCUUUGAUUUCGCGGCGAUAUGCGAGGGCAAGGAGGGUUUCUGAUGCCAUUAAGGCUUUUGAGAAGAUGGAGAAGUUUGGGAUCAAGUUAGAAGGGUCUGAUUUCAAUAGACUGAUUGAUACUCUGAGCAAGUCGAGGCAGGUUGAGAAAGCACAGGAGGUGUUUGAUGAAAUGAAGCAAAGAAGGUUCAAACCUGAUAUUAAGUCUUAUACUAUUUUGCUGGAAGGUUGGGGUCAGCAACAGAAUUUUUUGAGGUUGGAUGAGGUUUAUAGAGAAAUGAAGGCUGAAGGGUUUGAUCCGGAUGUUGUGACUUAUGGUAUUUUGAUCAAUGCACAUUGCAAGGCAAAGAAGUAUAACGAGGUGAUUGGAUUGUUUCGAGAGAUGGAAGCCAAGAAUGUGAGGCCUUCCCCUCAUAUCUUCUGUAUGCUGAUUAAUGGGUUAGGCUCGGAGAAGAGGUUGGCUGAAGCUCUUGAGUUUUUUGAACGGUUCAAAGCUAGUGGUUUAGAAGCGGAGGCGCCUACUUAUAAUGCUGUUGUUGGAGCUUACUGCUGGUCAAUGCGGAUGUCUGAUGCGUUUAGGGUGGUGGAUGAGAUGAGAAAAUGUGGGAUUGGUCCUAAUUCUCGAACCUAUGAUAUAAUCUUGCAUCACUUGGUUAAGCAUCGAAGAACUGAACAAGCUUACUCGGUAUUCCAGAGAAUCAGUAGGGAGCCUGGCUGCGAACCAACAGUAAGCACAUACGAAAUCCUAGUGAGGAUGUUUUGCAACGAAAAUAGAGUGGAUAUGGCAUUACAGGUUUGGGAUCAGAUGAAAACUAAAGGCGUCUUGCCACGAAUGCACAUGUUCUCCACAUUGAUCAACACCUUGUGCCAUGAGAACAAAUUAGAUGAGGCUUGCAGGUACUUUCAGGAUAUGCUAGACAUGGGUAUUCGGCCCCCAACACAAUUGUUUAGUAACCUAAAGCAAGCCCUUCUUGAUGAUGGGAGAAAGGAUGCUGUCAUAAGUUUCGGCUUGAAGAUUGAGAAACUGAGAAAAACCCCACUAGCUGCAUUGAGCUAAAGAGCGAUAAACACGAGUUAAGUGGGAGGAGAAUGUCAGGAGGAGAUUACAGUACCUAAAAUUUAGUUCUCAGCUUUCAACACUAACCUUUUAAUAUUGGGAGGAGAAUGUCAAGAGGAGAUUACAGUUUGAACUCCAAAAUGUUGUGGCUUCAUGGUCUUAAAAGUCAUGAUUUUCAUGUUCUACGAAAUGAUACCAUGAACUAUAGGUGCUUGUAAGGGAAGCUUUGUGGGGAAAAAGCAUUUGUGGCUCCGGAAAGAUGAGAAGUCAGUCGUUUUUGUGUUUGUUUUGAUGAGUGUCCU